UAACGGGCAACAUACGCUUCACUCUCCGCACUCGUCGCGUUUGCGCUGUUCAGCUGUCCGUGACGGGUCUGGGAAGGCGAAGCCGGGGAUCGUCGGCUGUUGACGUCAUGGUCGUAGUCCGUCGGACCGUAUCUGUUGUGUUUUGUUGGGUCCCAAGAAUGUGAUGUGCACACCGGUGCUGUAGCCUGUGCCAGGCUGCGAUCUUCGUGUGGGAACGUGUGUGUGUGUUUGCCUGUGUGCAUCGCGUGCUUGUGUGCGCGCGUGUGCCAUGCCGGGGUGUGCCGUCUCCUGAGGAGCAAUGUUCCGCUGUAUUCCACUAUUCCGUGGGUGCAACCGUCAAGUCGAGUACAUCGACAAGAGACACAGUAACUUGUUCAGUAUACCGGACGAUGUGCUGAGGUACGCGAGGACGUUAGAAGAGCUGCUUCUAGAUGCCAAUCACAUUCGCGACCUGCCGAGAGGUCUUUUUCGACUCACGAAGUUGCGGAGGUUAAGUGUCAACGACAAUGAAAUCUCCCAGCUUCCUGCGGACAUUGCCAACUUGAUGAAUCUGGUCGAUUUGGAUGUGAGCAAAAACGAUAUUCAAGAAAUACCGGAGAACAUAAAGUACCUCAAGUCCCUCCAGAGCGCAGAUUUCAGCAGCAAUCCACUUUCUAAACUUCCUGCUGGUUUUGUACAGCUUCGAAGCUUAACAGUAUUGGGUCUUAAUGAUGUCUCUUUAACGCAAUUGCCCCAUGACUUUGGCAGUUUAUCAAAUCUCGUAUCCUUGGAACUGCGGGAAAACUACUUGAAAGGGUUGCCACUCUCGUUUGCAUUCCUUGUAAAACUUGAGCGGCUAGAUCUCGGCAGCAAUGACUUUGAAGAGCUGCCUGUCGUUGUGGGGCAACUCUCCAGCCUCCAGGAGCUGUGGCUUGACUCUAACGAGCUUUCUACACUGCCUAAGGAAAUCGGGCAGCUGAGGCGGCUCAUGUGCCUUGAUGUGUCUGAGAACAAGCUGAGCUACCUUCCAGAUGAGCUUUGUGACCUGGAGUCUUUGACAGACUUGCACUUCUCCCAGAAUUAUCUGGAGGCCCUUCCUGAAGACAUCGGCCGGCUAAGGAAGCUCACUAUCUUCAAGGUUGACCAGAACAGGCUGGGGAGCCUGCCAGAGUCAAUUGGAGACUGUGUGAGCCUGCAGGAGUUGAUCUUGACAGACAACCUACUGACGGAGCUACCUGCAUCGAUAGGGCGACUGGUGAACUUGAACAACCUGAAUGCAGACUGCAACCAACUGUCAGAGCUGCCAGCCGAGAUCGGUCAGCUAGUGCGGCUGGGUGUGCUGUCACUGCGUGAGAACUGCCUCCAGAGGCUGCCGCCUGAGACUGGCACGCUGCGGCGGCUGCAUGUGUUGGAUGUGUCUGGAAACAGGCUACAAAAUCUGCCUCUGACAGUGACUGCAUUGAAUUUAAAGGCACUCUGGCUGGCCAAGAACCAGUCUCAGCCCAUGCUCAAGUUCCAGACCGACUUGGAUGAAGCCACGGGUGACAAAGUGCUGACAUGCUUUCUGCUGCCACAGCAGGAUGACCAUACAGAAAGCAUGGAAAAUCUGCUGCGAGACAGUACAGAACAGGACAGUCGGUUGAGCUGGGACCAAAAGGCUGAGAACCGCUCGUCAGCUGUGAAGUUUGUCGAGGAGGCUGUUGAGGAGAAACCAGACAAGGAACUUGAAACUCAAUUUGUUCGACAUGACACUCCUCACCCAAAAGAGCUGAAGGCACGGCACCAGAAGUUUGUACAGAAGGCCAAAAACAUUGAUGGUCAUGUGAUGUCACAUUCGGAUGAGGAUGGGGAAGUUGGUGUGUACCGACCACAUCGAGCCAGCACUGGAUCCAUGCAAUCGGCAUCAUCCAUUGAGACAGCACCUUGCCAGUCACGAGAAGGGGAGCCCAUUGGCCGACCUGGGAGUGUAAGCGACCAGGAACCUGAUGGCCGACCCACGUCUGUUUCUGAGGAGGAAGCACAGCACAUGGCACGGGUUGCCCACAACGGAAUGGCCCCAACGUCCCAGGGUGGCGGCAGCCCCGACUCUUCAGGGGACGAGGAUGACAACGAAAAGGAAUCUGACCGACAUGUGGCAUUCACACAUGAUGGGCCUGAAGAACCAGGAGAUCGACAGAAUCGACUUCAUCGGCGUGACACUCCUCACCAUCUCAAGAACAAGAGGAUCCAUGUAGGCAGCACUCGUGAGGAGCAGGAGAAGGUGGCAUCCAUAUUGAUGCAGGCCCUUCAUAGGCCCGAAGGCGAAGAACCAUUGCCACCGCCUCCGCCUUCACCACCACGAGAGCGCCAAGCAAUUGAUUCUGAAUCGGAGAUGGACGGGGCAAACACAUCGUUUGGAGAAAGUGUUCCACGUGCUGCAGUUGUGGAGGAGCACAUGAGGAUAUGUGUGGAAAGGAAUGCUUUGGGUCUUGGGCUGAGUGUGGCUGGUGGGAAAAAUUCGACACCGUUCAAAGGGGAUGAUGAGGGUAUAUUUAUUUCUAAGAUAACCGAAGGGGGACCAGCGGAACGGGCAGGGCUGAGAGUCGGCGACAAGAUUCUCUCUGUGAACAAUGCAUCUGUGGUGGACAUUGAUCAUUACGAGGCUGUGAAUACACUCAAGGCAGCAGGAAACAAGAUCUCCCUGCUUAUAGCACGAGAAGUUCAGCGACCCACAUCUUCCUUGGCGAGGGAGCCAGUAACAGCUGCAGCAGUACCGUCUAAGGUGCCACUGCAGCAGGUGCACUCUGAGCCUCUUCGUACUUUGGAGGAAGAGCCGCUUCCUUCUUCGAGAACAUCUCCUGUAUCAGUGCCCCAGCAGAGGGUGCGACAGCCUGCUGCCAGUGGAGGACCCCAGAACCUGCUGGCUCCCUUGCCGCAGGGAGACGGUGACCUGCGCUCACUCCCUACGACACCAGAGCCACGCACACCUGAGCCAGACUUUGAGACCAAACGAGAGAUCAUCUAUACUACAUUGAUUAGGGACCACAAUGGCCUGGGGUUCAGCAUAGCUGGAGGCAAAGGAGGAACACCAUACAAAGACGGAAGCCAAGGCAUCUUCAUAUCACGGAUAGCAGAGGGGGGAGCGGCCGCGCGAGAUGGCAAGCUGCGUGUCGGCGACCGUGUUCUCUCUAUCAACGGCAUCGACAUGGACGGAGUGCGGCAUGAUCAGGCCGUGGCCAUGCUCACGGGACUUGAACGCUUUGUACGACUGGUUGUGCAAAGAGAGGAACUGGUGCUGAGAGACCCCAACGCUAGGUCCCAGCAGCAGCCAUCACUGCCCACUGCUACGACCCUGACCACAUCUGCAACGACGACAACUAGCAGGCCUUACGGUGGAAGUCUGUACUCCUCCUCAUCGUACAUGGCCAACCGGCCGUCAUAUCUGGGUGGAUACAAGAGGCCCGGACCCAUCAGCAGUGUGGGAAGUGCUGGUGAUGACGCAGCUGCUGGUGACAAGCAGCCUGCAGGCACAAAGACCACAUACUCCAUCUACACCAAACUACCAGGGCUGAGGAACGACACGACCACCUUGACGGGGAGUGUGCCACACCCAGUCCUCUCACACCAGCCAUAUUCCUUUCCCAGUGCACAGAGAGAUCCACCCCUACCCGCAGCACACCCUUCAGAGCCCAUCUAUGCCAAUAGUGGAGAGCAUGGUGGGCUUGGCACCUCGUUGUCAUCAUUUCGUCCUGCUCGUGUCAUGCCAAAUGCCAUUGGCAAUGGCUUCCCACCAGCAGCAGGGGGCGUGCAGACAGUCACUCCAAACCCAUCAUCAUCACCGUCAACCCAGCGGUUGAAAGGUCCCCUGGUGACAGUGACAAUUCAGCAGCCAGAUCCCUACUUGCCUCUGGCCACUGAGUUCCCCCCAGCACCAAAGACCCUGGGACGCACGACUGAGGUGAUCACACGAACGACUUUAACCGAGACGACGACAACGCGGGUCACCAACAAUGUCCUGUCACUCACACCUGGCUCAGAAGAGGAUGUUACGCUUGUGAAAGCUGGUGGCCCCUUGGGCUUGAGUAUUAUUGGUGGCACGGAUCACCCUUGCCAUCCAUUCGGUGCUGAUGAGUUUGGUAUCUUUGUGUCUAAGAUUGUGCCAGAAGGAGCAGCGUCGAGGUGUGCAAGGCUACGAGUGGGUGACCGCCUGCUCAAGGUCAACGGUAUAGACGUGACCAAGUGCACACACCAGGACGCGGUGAUGGCCUUGCUGGACCCAUCGUACCAGGUGGUCCUCACCGUCCGCCACGACCCACUCCCAACGGGCUGGCAGGCUGAGCCACUAGCUGUAACUGAGCUUGUGAUUCAGCGAGAACCAGGAGAGAAGCUGGGGAUGAACAUCAAGGGAGGUGUUCAAGGGCACUCUGGUAACCCGGCCGAUCCGACCGAUGAAAGCAUCUUUAUUUCAAAGAUCAACACGAAUGGUGCAGCACUUAGGGAUGGCAGGCUCAAGCCGGGCAUGCGAAUUAUUGAGGUGAAUGGCCUGUCUUUGCUGGGAGCUACACACCAGGAGGCUGUGAACAUUCUGAGGACUGCCGGCGACACCAUACGGCUCGUGGUCUGCGACGGCUACAAUGCUGCCACGACUCCGGGUGGUGACUCUCCUAGCCAGGGAGGCUCGCUGAAGACUGCCGCCUCUGUGUCCUCCAUCGAUCACGAGGAUGAGGUGACGCUUGCCUUGAGAGAGGAGCAAAGUGCACUCAGAGAAACAGCGCAGUGGGAAAAAGAGGACCGCGAUACCAUAGAAAGGCUGAAGAAGGAGAGGGAUGCAGACACGCACAGCUUGCACAGCUUCACCUCUGUCUCCUCACAGCACUCGGGCAAAGCACUGGCCACCCUGCCCACUGACGGCAAGGCAGUGGCGUUGCCUGCAGACAGUAAGUCAGUGGAGCAGCGUGUCAUGGAAGUGGUCCGAGCCGCUGAGCAGCUUGUGAGUCCUGCCCUGGCCGCAGCUGCUACUUCAGUGACGCCACCAGCCACUUCUGUGCCUGUAGGCGAGCAGAAGACUACAACCGUUAUCAUGACCAAGAAGUCAGUCAGCCACCCACCAGCUUCAGCAACAGCCACGCUCACCAGGAGUGACCGGCCGCAGGUAUCGCCUCCUCCUCCUCCCCCACCUGCAACAACCUCCUCUGCCCCCUCAACCCUACAGCACCACCCCCCUCCCACUCACUCUGGAAAUGACAUCUUCCUCCCCCCUUCCCCACCUCGGGACGAUCACAAUGGUGGUGGUGGUGGUGGUGGCGGCAGCCCUGUGGAGAAUGGUGGGACGCUCCCUCCUUGCGCCUCUUCUCUCCUGCCGGAGCCCUCUCGGCCCAGCAAACCUUCCAAACUUAGCCUGGGUCCUAAGCCUGUUCCCCCUCCCAAGCCCAGAAAGCUCCAGGGCUUGGUGACUGAGCCCGAGUCACUGACCUUCAUUGAGAAGAAGCACCACUUUGAAAGCAUGCAGCAGCAGCAGCAACAGGGCUCAUUUCAUGGCACCCAGGCAUCAGAGGCAAAGCGCUUCAGCUUCUUGUCCGAAAGUGAACUGCAGAAACUGCGCGAGGAGCAGGAAAGCAAGCAUGAGGGCAGGUGGUCUCGCCAGGAGGAAAGUUGUGAAGAGGAGGAGGGCGAUGAGGACGAAGUUGAUGAUGAUGUUGACAUGCCUCCCGCAGGUGCACAACAUCUGGCUGAAACUGAAGUGGACAGCCCCAUGUCAGUGGAGACUGAGCUUGUGCGGCAAGUGCCCAUACCAGCAGUGCGCACCCUGAAGGCUGAGCGGCGCCUACAGGAGCGCCAACUGCAGCAGCCUGAUGAGGAAGAGGACAAGGAGGUCCAUCCUGUAGGCCUCGUAGAUGUUGAGCAGAGGGCGCUAGAGGCCGAGAAGAGGGCAGCAUGGCGACAGGCCAGAAUGAAGUCACUGGAAGAAGAUGCAGUGCAGGCUCAAGCCAUGCUGGCUCGAAUGACAGAGGGCAUAGAGGCCAGGCCUGCGUCACCCAUUUUUAAGGCUGUCAACAUCAACAUCGAUGAAGCAGCUGAGCAGCAGAUACCAAGGGAGCAGACGAGGAGAGGUGACGAUGAAAAUAGCAACAACCUGGAACAUCCAGAACUUGACACCGACAGGGAGCAGAGCUUGGGGCACAAGGCGCUGCUCGGCGACGAAGAGCUGCCUCGGCUGGUGCUGACGCUGCGCGACGGGCAGACAUGCACGGUGGAGCGGGAGCACGUCGUGGACGAGACGGUGUCCCGCCGCAUUGAGCGAGUCAUCGAUCCCCACACUGGGGAGGCCCGCCUGCGCACACUCGAGUUUGUUGAGAAAGUGGUCGAGAAAGAGAUUGAGACAACAACUGAGAAGAUCCUUUCUCUGGAGCUACAUGGGAGGCACGAAGAUGCCACCAAUGACAACGCACGGUGGCCGACUAGCACCCAGGGUGUCCGGAGCAUCUCUGGUACGCACCCUUACUGCUGACAAGGGAACUGCGAGGAUGAGGCCGUCGGCGACGAAGGAGACCUUCCUUCACCCACGUCCGACCAAGGGCCAGCACUAGCCAAGAAGAAGAAACGGAGGCGGUCCAAGCGCAGAUGAGGCUGCCAUUGCACCAACAAGCGGCUGCUGCCAGUUAGGAGAGAGAGAAGGCACCGGUUGUCACACCUCGAGCCGUCUGUUCCUCCUCCCCAUCCAGCACCCCUCCCCCCCCCUUUUCAUCACAUCACCAUGUGCAACUGAAACACUGUGUGUUUUGCAUCCAUUCCGUCCUCCCCUCAUGUUUCUGUUUUGCCGUUGCAGCUUCAUUGAGCACGCGAGGUGCAUGUGUUUACAUAGUGAGGCAGGUUCUCGCAAGCAGUCUCAGUGGUAUGUGACGCACUGUGUGGUAGUGUGGACGAGGGCGAGCAGUGUGUGCUUGCAAACCUGACUUGGCUAUUCUCCCACUGUAACCUCAGCUCUCUCAUGGUGGAUAUUUUGUUGUUGGCGUGACUUGUUUUGCUUGAGCACUUCCCCACAAGUGGUAACCCGUUAAUUUUCUACCGUCUUUCAUUUCUUGUUGCUGAGAUAGUCUGAAUGGUGCCCCACCAUUCAUUAUCUAUAGUGCCUUUUAUAGACCUAUAAGUAUUCAAAUAGUAAUAAGGGCCGUUGAUCAUUUGCCCUCAUGUAAUGUUUCAACCACGACCCAGCAAUUGCAGUUUUGCAGGAAAUUUACAAAUUGCCCUUAAGCUUAGCACAUCUUUCAUUUGUGCUACAGGAGUGGGUAAAUUCUGCCCACAGUGGUCAUAUACUAAUGCCGAAUGCAGACUGCAUGCAUGGUAUGAAUUCAGCCACCUUGUUUUUAUUGAUGUUUUACCAAUUUUGCAGUUGGCUAUCCUAGCUAUCUGCUAGCAUGGCCUUUAUUCAAAAAAUACAGCCUAUAUUAUACCAUGUCGCACCAGUGCCAGGUGUGCUAGCUUUCAGUGGCAGGCUGUCAUGCUAUUUGAGAAUUCAAAAUUGUGUUUGGCUAGCCAUUUACCAUCAUCUGCAUAAAAUGACGGUUCUUUAUUGCCACUGUUGGUGGCAGUCCUUAAUUCUUAUGGAAUUCUCUUUAUUUUACCUUUUUGUCCUUGUCCUUUUGGUGUGCCUAGUAGCAGUGCAUCGUGCUCUCCCGGCAGCGUCGCAGCCUGGCGUUGCAGACGGGAGCUGCCCGCAUGAGGGACUCUGUCCUGUCCUAUACUUUGCAGGUGUCUGAGACAAAGUGUUGUUGGCAGACAGAUAGAAAGGCUUGACUGUAUGAUGGCACAGUUCAAAAUUAGGAAAAUAGAAUACUAUCUUAAAUAAAAGCUCCGACUGAAUAUUUGAGAAAAGUUAUUACUUACCUACCUUCUUUCAAGUUUAUUUUUCUUUAUUUAUAAUCACUACCAAACCUCAACAGAUUUCCCUAAGUUUACUGUGCUCUGCUUCACCAUCCAAUAGCAUAGACCCUUGCAUGCCACCAUUGUUCAUGGCUUCUUCAAAACAAGCUGCUGGAAUGAAAUGCCUUGCAGAAUUUGAAUUUGUAGAGCAGGGAAGACAGGCCAGUUAUAAAGUUGUAGCAUGAGCUGCUUAACUGAUUAAAAGGCUGCAGUUCUACAGUUCCCUGCGCUGGCGUUACAGGGUCACACCUUUUUCUUCCUUUCUUUCCCUUAGAUCGCAUGUUACCAUUUCGCUUAAAAAGUGAAGGCAGUUUCAUUACCUGCAGCAGUGGCACAAGCUAGUAUGUUUGCCAGUGUUAUUGGGAUUGAUCAAACCAACCGUUGACUUGCAACUUCUGUGCAUGAGUAUAUUAUCUCCAUUUGUGAGCUGGUUGCUCCUCAUGCAAGCUGUGUCCCGACCUUCAGACCUCUCUGUGCCAAGUUGCACGGCACUCAUUGUUGCUCCAUUUUCUGUCUUAGCUUCUAGCAAAUGUUGAUUUCUCUGCUUUGUAAAAAGAGAGACGCAUGCUGAUUGCACACCAUGCAUGUUUUAUUCCUCACAGUGUGACUAUUUAUUCUUCAUCAAGCGCUCGGCAUUUGUGAGUUGCGCCCCCUUUAAUUUAUCUGCCGAGCUGUAGCAUAGGCCUUUGGGCACGAACAAUGCCUUAGAUAUGAGUUGCAUGCUAAGCACAGCUCGUUUUUAUUAUUGAAUUCUUAAGCAUAGUAACUAGAGUUGCAUGAACUUGUGUUCAGGAAGCAACCUUUUGUUUUUUAUUAUGCCAUACCAUCACUCCAAUAAUUGGUGUAACACCAAGAAACUGUCAUUUUAUUUUUUAUCUUGCCCUAGCCUAUAGAUAUAGAAAGCAUGGGGAAACUUUUCAAAAGAGAAGUUCUCAAAUUUCCUUGUUAAAAGCUGAGAACGACGUGCCUGGCAUAGCGUGAUCCUGUACAACACUGCGGGCAGUGAAAAACAGUUGUACUUCCAACGUGAUGCCCUUUGCCACUUGCAAGUGUUCAUUUCUUGUGGUUGCAUUUGGUGACAGCUUUUUUCUUUUUCCUUAAGUGGUUGAGGUUGCAUCUCACUUGCAAGUGUAGAGUUUUUACUCUCACUCUUCUUUACCAUGUUCUGUAAUAAUCAACUGGACCUUCAUGCUAUUGUUAUAAUGCUUCAACAUUUAAGUUGUGCUUGUUUGGACACUGUAAUAGUGUGGACUGUUCCCUCGUGUUUGAAACAUUCCCCUUUGAGAUGCGCUUGAAUGUUGUGAUGAAAGACAAAAAUCUUGCCACCACAUCUUUGUUUUCUGCUGUCUUUUGUGGCUUGAUUCUUUGCCGCUCUGGCGGUGUUCGAGUGCUCUUCAGAGGCAAAGGUUUGCUGCCUCCGCAUUGACCACUUCUGCUCCCUGACAACGUUAAUCACACUAUGGAAUGUUGACAGUUGAUGUGCUCCUUCUGCACUCCCGCACUUUAUGCUUCCAACUGCCACCACAUGGCCGUGUCUUUGGUGCUUGUUAUAGACUACAUCAUAUAUUGUUGCUUUGUUUCUGAAUGGUGUGGAUGACACAUCUCAGGCCAUGUUUAGACUUUGGCGACUGACGAAAAGAACAGGAUGUCCUUUUCUUGCACCAGUAAAACGGCUGACAUAUUAAGCACCGUAGGAAAGGCAUUUAUGUGACGACCCAUCAUGGCAUUGUCUCCCCGUCACGUGCCAAGAUACUGAAUUGCACUGUUCUUGUGCAGUAUACAAACAAAAGCUGUGUUGUCACUUCAACAUGUUUCAUGUGGUGGUGGUUGUCAGACCCAAAUAAAAAAAAAAAAGACCCUAAAUGCCUCGAAACUGAAACUCCAUCAAGCAGUAUGUAUGGUGGCAGUGGUGCAGGAACUUGACACCCUUUGUAUCAGCCAACUGAAUUUCAUGCUCGGGCUUCAUUUUAACACUUCAUAUAGAAUUCCUUGUGUGUUCUUGUUUUGUAUUCUCUGUACAUAGAAGAAGGUAUAGAGAUAAAAGAGGUAGCUGUAAUGUAUCAUACCAGUUUUAUUAAAGGCAUUGUACAAAAGAG
Dermacentor albipictus is the source of this 9974-nucleotide messenger RNA. Its product is annotated as protein lap4-like. Gene Ontology annotation, molecular function: protein binding. Gene Ontology annotation, cellular component: postsynaptic membrane; postsynaptic density; basolateral plasma membrane. Lineage: Eukaryota; Metazoa; Arthropoda; Arachnida; Ixodida; Ixodidae. The record is from RefSeq and is a predicted model, not a curated record. Gene Ontology annotation, biological process: establishment or maintenance of epithelial cell apical/basal polarity; embryo development; cell-cell adhesion.